Enhydra lutris kenyoni (northern sea otter) is the source of this 1760-nucleotide messenger RNA. Its product is annotated as guanylate cyclase activator 1B. Gene Ontology annotation, molecular function: calcium sensitive guanylate cyclase activator activity; calcium ion binding. The coding region runs from base 374 to 1129 and encodes 251 amino acids. NCBI's taxonomy places the organism in Eukaryota, Metazoa, Chordata, Mammalia, Carnivora, Mustelidae. The record is from RefSeq and is a predicted model, not a curated record. Gene Ontology annotation, biological process: visual perception. Gene Ontology annotation, cellular component: photoreceptor inner segment; cone photoreceptor outer segment. The transcript has 2 exons.
ACAAAACCAAAAGCUGGUUCUUUGCACGAUGAACCACACUGACAGCAAGAAUGAGCAAGGAGGAAACCGUCCCUAGUAUAACUCGGACUGACACUGGACUAGAUCAGCCUGUUCCUCCCCAGAACUGUACUCCCAAGUGGGGCUUGUCCACCCAGGUCAGAGACAAAGGAGUCCCCUCUGGAUAGUACUGUGGUUUGCCCAAGUUCAUCCCUCCCAGGAGGUGCUGGGGCUGGCUGUAGCUCCGGGGUUCCCAGACCCUGUCUGUGGGGCCCACUGUGUCUCAUGUGCCACACUGGGCUGUGAGACCCUGGGAUGGACAAGACAGGCCUCUGUCGGCAGAGCGCCCCGUCAGGGAACUGAGGAAAACCCUCACAUGUCUCUGUGUCUUCACCACUUCCCUUCACCAAUGGUGCCUCACAGGGAGGGGACACAGGGCAAAGGAGAAACCUGUUUUUCCCUCCAGUCCAAACCCCAGUAUCUCCCAUCAUCCUAUGUUACACACACGCCCAUAAGUACACUCCAUGCUCUUCUCUUGGGCUCUCCCUGUGUGUCAAGUGGAGUUGAUACCACCACAGAGCAGGGUACCUUCCUCACUGAAGGGUUUGGGGUUCAGUCAGAUGCUCACAGGGGAAAAGCCACUGGCAUCAGGCUGAGGGAGCCUGUGAGGCCUGACACGCAGUUGGAACUAGGCCCUAGGCCGGGUCAGUUUUUAUUAGGGUCUGGGUCCUGUGGGCCUAAGAUGCACCAGCUGGCGGCGGAGGGUGGACAGUGCUGGGGAUGCAGGGCUGAGGGCCUGGGGUCCUGGCAGCAAGAGGGAGGGAGCACGCAAGCUCUCAGGGUGGUAUGGAGGGGGAGGCCCACGCCUGGUUUUCUCCCACAGGCGAUCUACAAGCUGAAGAAAGCCUGCAGGGUGGAGAUGGAGUGUGAGCGGCAGGGACAGAUGCUCACCCCCGAGGAGGUGGUGGACAGAAUCUUCCUUCUGUUGGAUGAGAACGGAGACGGCCAGCUGUCUCUGAAUGAGUUCAUGGAAGGUGCCCGUCGGGACAAGUGGGUGAUGAAGAUGCUGCAGAUGGACGUGAACCUCAGUGGCUGGAUCUCUCAGCAGAGGCGGAAAAGUGCCAUGUUCUGAGGAUUCGGGGGUCCUGGGAGCCCAGUAUGUGUCCACAGGCCCCUCCAGGACUCCAGGCUCACCAGGUUUCCCAAAGAGCGAGAGGGUCCCUGGCUCAGCCUGCUUGUGCCCACUCUUAUCUGGCUCCCCUAUGAAAGGGACUGGGCUGAGGCGGGUGGCUAGGGGCUCUUGGCCUGAAGUGGCUGACAGGACACAGUCCGAGGGCAGGAUUUACCCGGGUGGCGAAGGGAACCGGCUUCCUCUGUCCUUUCAGCUGCUUCUGGGGAAAGUAUGCUUCGGCUGGGUGGUUGUGGGGCAUCCACAAUUUCCUACCUGGUUCCUACCUGGAAGCAGGGGAACACUGAGGGAUGAGGGUCCCCUAGACUGCCCCCACAGUGGGAAGCCGGGGGCUGGAAGGUGUCGCAUCUGAAGAAAAAAUAGGACUUGGGGCGUGAGUCCUGGAUCCUGAGGAGUUCAUGGGGAGGUCUCUCGCCUCCCCCUCCCAACUUGUCUUCACCAGGGGUGUCUGCAAGGGAAAAUUGCAGCCAGUAAGGUGCUGGUCUCCCGGCCCUCUGUCCUCAGAGGGAUCGGCUGUGCUUGAAGGAGCUGUUUCAGCUCUGCCCCAGUGCGGCUCCUCCAGCCACACCCCCAC